AUGGCCACCGCACGCGAUAUACCCGUCCUCAUCACAUCCAGCGCCUCUUCUUCAGAGCGCCGCAUCACCCCGUCUUGGACAAUUGCACAUCUCAAAACCAAGCUAGAGCCUGUAACCGGCAUUGCACCCUCGUCCCAAAAGCUUACCCUGCGGCUGCCGGACCAGCAGCGAGAGAUUCCGAUUGAAGCUGAGGAUGAGGACGGUGUUGAGGUCGGCAGGUGGCCCUUGGUCCCCUAUGCCGAGAUAAAGGUCACAUCUCUCAACCCGAACCCCAUCUCCGCACUACCCCCGCUCUCCUCAGUGCCCAAAUAUGAGAUGCCCGAAUCCAAGUACGAGGCCCUCCCCGACACGGUCCGCGCCUACAAGAAGGACCACCGAAUCGGCCGCUUCGACCCGGCCGCGCCGGAGAUCCAAGAACGGAAGGUCCGAGAGAUGUGGAACGAGGUCGAAGAGAGGGACAUCACGCCCCCCUCGCGCUGCCGCCUCUCCGGCUCGUCCACCAAGCGGGGCACCGUCUCCUUCGUCGGCCCCAUCCCCACCCUGCCAGGGCCCCCCGGCGCGCCCUGGAUCGGCAUCACGCUCGACGAGCCUGUCGGCAAGAACGAUGGCAGCGUCCCCUCCGGCGAGCGGUAUUUCCAGUGCGGGAAGAACAGGGGUGUCUUCGUCAGAGCGGAGAGGGUGGAGGUGGGAGAUUUUCCGGAGUUGGGGCUGGAGGCUGAGGGGAGUGACAUGGAGGAGAUAUGA
Messenger RNA from Letharia lupina, 744 nucleotides. RefSeq lists its product as uncharacterized. The transcript is spliced from 3 exons. NCBI's taxonomy places the organism in Eukaryota, Fungi, Ascomycota, Lecanoromycetes, Lecanorales, Parmeliaceae. Gene Ontology annotation, cellular component: microtubule plus-end; nucleus; cytoplasm. Gene Ontology annotation, biological process: tubulin complex assembly; post-chaperonin tubulin folding pathway; cytoplasmic microtubule organization. The record is from RefSeq and is a predicted model, not a curated record. Gene Ontology annotation, molecular function: alpha-tubulin binding; microtubule plus-end binding. Bases 1 to 744 code for a protein of 247 amino acids.